Molecule: messenger RNA, 1499 nt
Organism: Capsicum annuum
Lineage: Eukaryota; Viridiplantae; Streptophyta; Magnoliopsida; Solanales; Solanaceae
Product: WAT1-related protein At3g30340
Exons: 7
Coding region: 327-1376 (349 amino acids)
Cellular component (GO): plasma membrane
Molecular function (GO): transmembrane transporter activity
Source: RefSeq, a predicted model, not a curated record
UGCCACAUAAGUCUUUAGGGGUGUAAUAAUUCCAUUUUUUAAAUGUUCAGGGGGUCAUAGGACCCCGCAAAGUAUAAGUAGUUGGGAUUUGGGACAAAGAUUGGGGACUUUUUGGCCAUUUUGCUAAAGUUAUUCGAACAAUUAUGUGAUUUAAAAAGAAUUGAUUUCUUAUUCCCUUUGCUUCCUAGAUUUUUAUACUACUCCCCUAAAUUUUUAGUAUUAUUUUUUUGCUAUAUAUACAUGAGCUCAUUUAUUCACUUAAUUGUGUGCUAAUAACCAAACAAAAGCUAUAUAGCUUUUCAAAUAUCAAUAAACUUUGCUUAAAAAUGAGUACUUGUUUUAAGCAAUGGAAGCCAAUAUUUGCAAUGAUUAUUGUUGAAUUUGGAUUUGCUGUUGUAAAUACACUAUUCAAGAAAAUAUUAAAUGGAGGAAUGGAUCAAUUGGUGGCAUCAACAUAUAGACUAGCUGUUUCUGCUAUUUUCUUGGCCCCCUUAGCUUGGUUCUUGGAAAGAAAUGUGGCAUCAAAAUUAACGGCUCGUAUUAUUUUUUCUCUGUUUAUCAGUGCACUAUUGGGGGGUACACUCACUCAAUAUUUCUUCCUACUUGGGCUUGAAUAUACAUCAACAACAUUUAGCUGUGCUUUUCUCAAUAUGGCACCUAUCGUCACAUUUAUUUUGGCAUUACUAAUUAGGCAAGAAAUUGUAAAUAUCAAUUGCAAGAGUGGAAAGGCAAAGAUAUUAGGCACAUUAGUUUGUCUUGGUGGAGCAUUAAUACUUGCUUUAUACAAAGGAAUGCCAUUGAUAAAUCCAUCAAAAUCAUCAACAAAUGAAAUAAAUCACAACAAAAGGAGUUCGCUUCUUGGUCCAAUCUUCUUAUUUGCAGGUUCCUUUGUGUGGUCUGCAUGGUUCUUAUUACAAGCAAGAAUUAGCAAAGAUUAUCCUUAUCAAUAUUCAAGCACAACAAUAAUGUCAUUUUUUGGAGCAAUUCAAUCAGCAAUAUUGAGUCUUAUUUUUAGCAAAAAUAUAUCAAAAUGGAUAAUCAAAGGAGGUUUAGAUAUCUUUAGUGUCAUAUUUGGUGGUAUGGUGGGAUCAGGUUUUUGCUAUGUUGUAAUGUCAUGGUGUGUAAAGCAAAAAGGUGCAGUUUUCACAUCAGCAUUUACUCCAUUUAAUCAGAUUUUUGCUGCUGUUUUUGACAUCUUCAUACUUCAUGCUCAAAUUCGCCUAGGAAGCAUAUUGGGAUCAAUUUUGGUUAUUAUUGGCAUGUAUAUUCUUCUAUGGGGCAAAAACAAAGAAGAAGAAAUUUACAAGAAUUCUCCAGCAAUAGAGAAGAGUGGUCAAGUUGAGGUAAAUGGCGGUGGAGAACGAACUAAUCCGUGACCAAUAAAUUUUCUAGAUUAAUUUUACAUUUUAAAUUCAUAUCCCACUUAUGGGAAUACACAGAGUUUGUUGUUAUUGUUGUAAUUUAACAGUUUAAAUUUAAAAUUUAGAAGUUUGAAACUA